GGACGGGAGCAGUGCAGGCGCGGGUGGCCGUUUAUAAACGGCCUCCGCAUUCACUGCCUGUGCGGGCUCCCUGGGAGCGCGGGCACUGAGAUCCGGUGCCUGCUGUGUCCUCCGGACACAGUGAAACACCGAUGUCGGAUGGGACCUCACACGAGGUCCCGAUCAUGUGAUCACAUUGGCGAAUCAGUGAUCAAGCAAAUAGUAAGCAAGAUGUCACUUGUGCCAUCAUUGCUUACUACGUGUGAAAUCUGUGAAUGAUCACAGAGGUCACAUGGUACAAGGCUAU
Messenger RNA from Staurois parvus, 286 nucleotides. The record is from the annotation of a GenBank genome assembly. Lineage: Eukaryota; Metazoa; Chordata; Amphibia; Anura; Ranidae.